Messenger RNA from Haemonchus placei, 1230 nucleotides. The record is from the annotation of a GenBank genome assembly. NCBI's taxonomy places the organism in Eukaryota, Metazoa, Nematoda, Chromadorea, Rhabditida, Trichostrongylidae.
AUGCAUAUUUCUCCGGCUUUUCUUGCGUUGGCCUCAUUUGUGGCCACUGCAGCAACAGUUACGAAUGCAUUCGUCGUAAACAAGCAGUUUUAUCCUUCAAUUGUUUACAUAACGAAGAGCAAUGCUAGUAUGAUGGUCAUUUAUGUGCAAGCACUUAUCCUGGUGUAUAUACUUUUUCAAAUGGUUAGAAAGAUUUUCUUUGGUGAACUACGAGCUUCAGAAGCUGAGCAUUUAUCAGAACGUGCAUGGCAUGCAGUUCUAGAGACUUGCUUAGCAUUUACUGUAUUUCGAGAUGACUUUUCGCCAUUAUUCGUCAUGCAGUUUGUCGGAUUACUGUUUGUAAAAAGCUUCCACUGGUUGGCGGAUGACCGCGUUGAUAUGAUGGAACGCAGUCCUGUGAUAACUUUGAAAUUUCAUAUUCGAAUGAUGUGCAUUGUGGCUUUCCUUGGGGCUACAGAUUCUUAUCUACUUUCUCACGCAUAUUUCACAACACUACUGAAAGGAGCUAGCGCCCAAAUAGUUUUCGGAUUCGAGUAUGCUAUCUUGAUGGCUUUAGUGAUUCAUGUAACCAUCAAAUACAUUCUUCAUAUGCAUGACUUGCGAACCGCGCAAGCAUGGGAGAACAAAGCUGUUUACCUGCUCUAUGCAGAGCUUUUUAUCAAUCUAAUCCGGUGUGUGCUAUACGGAUUAUUCGCGGCUGUUAUGCUACGUGUCCACUCGUUCCCGCUGUUUUCUGUGCGACCGUUCUAUCUCUCCUUGCGAGCAUUGCACAAGGCAAUCAACGAUGUCAUCUUGAGUCGAAGAGCUAUCAACGCUAUGAACAAGGAUUGCAGAGAAAAGUGGGGUGGAACGAUAAAAGAGCCCUCACGAGCAAUUUGCAAAGGAAACAUGCACAUUUACGGGUACGAGACCGAUGGCUUGUUCCCAAUUGUGUCAGCCGAGGAUCUGGCUACAAUGGAUGCCACGUGUAUCAUUUGUCGAGAUGAAAUGACACCCGAGUCAACCCCGAAGCGACUUCCAUGUGGUCAUGUUUUUCAUACACAUUGUCUACGUAGCUGGUUCCAACGACAGCAGACAUGUCCGACUUGCAGGACGGAUAUUUUAGGUAUGGCUUCAGAUUUAUUGGUUAGGUGCUCUUUGGACAUGGACGAAGAUGAUUUUCGUAAGUUUGCAAAGAAUCAGUACCGGCAUUCACAGAAGGUUGCGACCGAAAAGGAAAGGUGGUUCUAG